GCUUUAUUCUGUUCUACAACACAAUUGCAUUUUAGUUUGUGUUUACGGGUAUAAGAUUUCCAACAUACUUAAAUACUGUUAAACUUGUUUAAUAACAAUUAUUUCCCGAUUUUUACUAUAAGAAAAAGUGAUAAAAACAAAUACGAAACGAUUAUUACAAUAAUUCAUGUCCUUAAAAGUGAAGUGCGUGUUUUACAGGGUCGGUGGAAUUAUGAAGAGUAGUGUAUUUAUCGCUCUUUAGCGAUGUGUGAAUUGAUUAAAUCGAAUUGAUGGUGUUUUUUAUAUAAUACAUGGUGUUUCCGAUAUUGCUAGUUUCGUUUGUAAAACAUAAUUCGAAUCAUAGGGUCCACAAACGAGCAGACGGAUUCUAUCAUGGUCGUAAAACGUGCUGCGGACAGUGCGGACUCACCAAUACUGGAGGAACCCGGUGAGAGCGGCUCCGAACAAAAGCCGAAACCUCUCGUCAAAUAUGGUGAACUAGUUAUACUGGGAUACAAUGGCUUCCUGCCGGCGGGGGAACGUGGAAGACGUCGUAGCAAGUUUGUGCUGUACCGGCGCCCACAGGCGAACGGCGUACGACGUUCCAAGCAUUACGUAGUGAAGACCCCUCAUAGCAGCAAAGCUAUACUCGAUGCCAGCCAGCAUUCUAUCUCGUACACGCUUAGCCGCAGCCAAGCGGUUAUCGUUGAAUAUACAGAGGACCCAGACACAGACAUGUUCCAGAUUGGUAGAUCGUCGGAGCCACCAAUCGACUUCGUGGUUAUGGACACGGUAGCGGGCGACAAAAGUGGCGACACGAAGGUACUCCAGAGUACGAUAUCGCGGUUCGCCUGCAGGAUUAUCGCCGAUCGUAACGACGUCAACAACUGCCGUAUAUACGCGGCGGGCUUCGACUCCUCUAGGAAUAUAUUCUUAGGUGAAAAAGCGACAAAAUGGACUGAGAACCACGAAAUCGACGGCCUCACGACAAAUGGUGUCCUCAUCAUGCAUCCACGAGGUGAUUUUUGCGGCGGAAGCGCGACUUGUGGUCCUUGGCGCGAGACCUCCGUCGGAGGAGCUGUGUUUUCUUUACGAGAGAGCCGAUCGGCACAACAAAAGGGAUUGCCUUGUCAAGCUGAGACUAAUGUUCUAAGAGACGGAACAAUGAUUGAUUUAUGCGGGGCAACACUUCUUUGGAGAAGUGCUGAAGGAUUAAAAAAUUCACCGACGAAACGUGACUUAGAAGCAUUAGUGGACGAAUUAAACGCAGGAAGACCGCAGUGUCCCGUGGGACUCAACACACUCGUUAUACCGCGGAAAUUGUCUUCCGCGCACCAGGACCUAAACCAGCCUUACGUUUAUCUUAACUGUGGACACGUGCAAGGAGAACACUCGUGGGGCGCAGAGGGUAGCGAGACGGGCGCCCGUCGCUGUCCGAUGUGCCUCACCGCGGGGUCGGUGGUCCGCGUGUGUAUGGGCAUCGAGCCCGCUUUCUACGUCGACUCGGGACCACCCACUUACGCCUUCAACCCCUGCGGACAUAUGGCCUCGGAACGAACUGUUAAGUACUGGGCCAGCGUGGACAUCCCGCACGGCACGAACGGCUUCCACGCGAUCUGCCCGUUCUGCGCGGCGCCGCUGCAGGGCACGCCGGGCUACGUGCGGCUCAUCUUCCAGGACAACCUCGACUGAAUCUCGCCCGCUCCCGCGCACAGGUUCGCAGACGGGCCUGAGUCGUGAGGAAGCAGGGUAUAUCUACAACGUGAUAUAAGUAACACAAUAACGUCGACACAUAGGCCGUAGUUAUAUAAACGUAAUAUCCUGUGUUUGUGAGCUUAACUUACGAACAAACAUUUAUUUUUCGCUUCAAUAUGAAACUUUGAAUUGGUUUGUAACUAAACUGAAUUUUCUUUGCAAUAAAAUGUGACACAUGCGUGUAUCGAAGUAAUUUGAGCAUUUUAUAUUAUUUUUUUUUAAUUUUGAUAUAUAUACAUUUUCCGAAACACAUACAAUUCGAUUUAUAUAUACAACGCAAUAUUGAAAAAUAUCAAAUUAUACAUUAUUGCCUUUAAAGCGAAGUCUGUUAUAGUUUAACGGCUUUAUAAACUUUGCUUUGCGUUGCUUAGCGAGUGAUUAGUUGAACAAUGUUGUGUCUUCUUCUUUCAAAUUUCAAAUCAAUAAUGACAAAAAGAGAGGAAUCAGUGUUCAACUAAACAAACGCUAAGCAACGUUUGGAAGUUAGGCCAUUUAUUAUUAAAAUAUAAUUCUACUUGCUAUAACAUUAACUAUAUAAAUUUCUUUAAACAAGUUUUAAUCGGUUAAAUUACUUAUGUACGCAAUAGCAAGCUAUGUAGUAUUAUAUAGCUAUUUUUGGUAUACAAUGUUACGUCAUAGCCGAUGAAAACUUAUUUUUAAGAAAAUUGGGAAACAAAAUGUAAUCGUUGAGAACAGUUCUUCAUAUUAAACGAUGAUGCAAAUAUUAUUUUAUUAAUUAAAAUAAAAUACGAGAAUGUAUUAAUUAGCGUCUGCAUAUUUAUUAUAAGAAUAAAUUGUUUGUCUAUUGUUUUUUUUUUUAAUUUCAUGUAAAUUACAAUGACAGAGGAAAUAAAGUGACGAGAAAACAUUAAAAGCUUUGUAAAUUGCUGAAUUAAUUUUACGUUUGAAUCGAUCGAAGUGAUUAAGUCUUAUUAACGGACAGCAUAUUCUUUCUAUACAUUCAUUCAUUUGUAAAGUUAUAUUCAUUGGCAAUACACAUUUUAGUUGAUUUUUUAUAUAUAUAUAUAUAAUAAAGCAGUGAUUUAUAUUUAAUUUUGAUUUCGAAUAAAAUAAUAAUUGACUAAGAUAAAUGAAAUGUAAAUAUAUGUCAGAUUAAUUUAUGUUGGGGUUUAGUAGCGUGUGGCGUGCUUCGUAGUUGUAAGCGAGCCUGUUAGCUGUAGCCGUUACGCCGACCUGAGUAUAAUAUGUUUCUAGUUGUUGGCUUCGUGUAAAGACGAAUAAAUCGUUAUAUUAAGUUGUAUUCACAAUCAUAUUUGCACACAUUUCAUUUCAGAUUUAGCAAUACCGAGUUAUCUCAACUGAUACCUUUUUUAUAAGAAAAAGGAGUACUUAGUUGUUACGAAAUAAUAAGUGAUUUUUUUAGCGAAUUCCGUUCACUCUGAUCUCACAGUAGUUUCGAAAAAUUAAGUUAACAAAUGUAUGCACGAGCUCGCGUGUCGCGAUCUAUUCGUAUUCGCCGAUUAUUAUAUCGGUAGGAUUGUAAAAAUAAUGUAAGUUUUAUAGACGUAGUGAAAUUAGCUUACGAAAUUCGAAAAAUUUAGUUUUUGUACAAUUUGAAUCCACUAGUUAGUGAUCACACAACAUGCCUUCGAGUUAACGUCGCAAGAUAUGUAUAUGUCUGUUAUAGUGAGAGCUCAUAUUAUUAACUGUAUGCAGAAAUAAUCAUUAAUUUAGAAAUAAACGAGUUUGAAAUGAAAUUGAAUUAAUUAUUUAUAAAUAUAAAAAAAAAAUAUGAUCGUCUGUUACAUAAUCUAUGGACCUAUUGAUUUAUGAAAUGGCUUAUAAUAUUUAUAAUAACGAUAUUUGUAAAUGUGAUUAUCGUAACAAAAGUAAUAUCAUAUUUUAUUUUAGAAUGUUUCUAUGAAUAUUCGUUUCGACUUGUGACAAUAUAAUCAGCCGUCGGACAAGACAAGUUAUCGUACGCUGACGUGGAUGGCGAAAGCCCUGUAGCUUCUAAUAAUAUUUAUGCUUUGGUAUGUGUUGUAUAUUGCGUUGCACCGCAGACGUGUUUCGGUAUAAUUAGCAUUAUUUUUAUUAGAAUGACAUGUUAAAGUAUGCACUGCAAGGUUGUAACGCAAAAGUGACACGUGAAGUACAUGCGAGAUACACCACAGGUGUACCGUUUCGUUUCGGUGUCGAUAUGUCCGUGUUAACUUUUACGUUGCAACCGCGCAUCUCGUGCUGGGAGUGUAGCGACGCUUAGAUCGUCCUCUAGUGCGUCCUAUUUUCGUUAUAUAAUACGAAUCUAGUUUUUGGAGCACUAAGAAACGAUUGUUCUAACGUUUGUCUAAAUAAGAACUGAAUGCUAGCCUUAAUUUUAUUUAUAAUAAGUGCUAGGUUAAUAAAAAUGCUCUUUUGAGUUAGAAAAUUGA
Molecule: messenger RNA, 4127 nt
Organism: Nymphalis io (European peacock)
Lineage: Eukaryota; Metazoa; Arthropoda; Insecta; Lepidoptera; Nymphalidae
Gene: Pli
Product: protein pellino
Exons: 10
Coding region: 373-1671 (432 amino acids)
Biological process (GO): regulation of Toll signaling pathway; protein polyubiquitination
Molecular function (GO): ubiquitin protein ligase activity; protein binding
Source: RefSeq, a predicted model, not a curated record